Molecule: messenger RNA, 285 nt
Organism: Racocetra fulgida
Lineage: Eukaryota; Fungi; Glomeromycota; Glomeromycetes; Diversisporales; Gigasporaceae
Source: the annotation of a GenBank genome assembly
AUGAGAACUCCACAUGAAAUUCGAAACUAUUUUCGUAUUAAUACUUUAAAAACAAGGCUUAUUUGUAACAAAUGUGAAGCAAAUUAUCCUAUUGAUACUAAUUUAACAAAUCUUAAAAAUCAUUUUGAAAAAUGUCAUAACAAAGAAUAUCAUUUGGCUAUUGAAAGAGAAAAAAUAAAAAGAAGUAAUAGAUUUCAUGCAGUUACUUUUAUUAAUGAAGAAGAAAUAAGUAUUGAAAAUAAUAAUAAUUUUCAACAAAAACAAAUUGAAAACCAACAAGAUGAA